AUGGAGACCUAUCCUCGCCUCGUUUUGUUGGCUUUGUUUGGAGCACGAACGGAUGUGUUUCCCUUAGACGUGACGGGGUCGGUCAGAGGCCGGGAAAGCAGUAGCGACGCGAUGGCAUCCACCCCAACCGCAGGGGAAGCGCUCACUCUCCCAGACCACACCCUGUCACCCAUUUCCACCUCGUCCCAUCCGACCUCCACCGUGACCCAUCCGACCUCACCCGCGACCCAUCCGACCUCCCCCGUGACCCGGUCCCAGCCUCGUCCCACGAGCCUCCCCAUCGCGAACCCGUGGAGGCCAGCCGAGCCCGGGAUGUCGGCGUCCUCGCUCCCCCUCGUCUGCGAGGAGCCCACCUUGGAAUCCCUGCCCACUGACGCUAGCACCGACCGCAGCCUCUCCACCUUAGUCUCCUCGUUUGAGCAUGCACCCCAGCAAGACGUGGAGAGGAAACGACCAGAGGCAGGCUCCGUCGUGAAGAGGAGCCGCAAAGUUCUCGAUGCAGAGAGAGUUCAAAGGCGGACGAGCUACCUGAAGGCGACGGCCCACGUCAGCGACGCCGAGAGCGACGACAACGACGACCAGACCGGGAAGAGCGACCUGAAGAAGUGA
Messenger RNA from Darwinula stevensoni, 609 nucleotides. The record is from the annotation of a GenBank genome assembly. NCBI's taxonomy places the organism in Eukaryota, Metazoa, Arthropoda, Ostracoda, Podocopida, Darwinulidae.